Zingiber officinale is the source of this 2784-nucleotide messenger RNA. Its product is annotated as pectin acetylesterase 5-like. Lineage: Eukaryota; Viridiplantae; Streptophyta; Magnoliopsida; Zingiberales; Zingiberaceae. Gene Ontology annotation, molecular function: hydrolase activity. The record is from RefSeq and is a predicted model, not a curated record. The coding region runs from base 1349 to 2650 and encodes 433 amino acids. The transcript has 15 exons.
GGCUCAUCCAAUUCGGCAACCUCAUGCUGCGCACGUGCCGAUGUCUCCGUGAUGGGACGACUCGGCACACUCUAGUAAACCGAUCGCUUCGAGCUCCUCCACCCGCUUCCUUCGUCAGGCGUUGAUGGACGAGCCGCCGUAUCGCCCGCCGAUUUCCAGCAUGGACAUUUUCACUGAUGACUUCAAGGUGAACAAGAAAAGAAAAUUGCAGCAUGAUCUUGAGAACUCACCUUUGCCAUUUCCUAAGCACAAGUUCAGUGAUCAGUUCAGGAGCUGCGGUCCUUCAGGCACCAAAGAGACGAACGAUGCAUGUAACUGGAUCAAUGCAGCGGCUGCUAAGGAACCAAUGGAUUAUGGAUCAGAAGAACCGGGAGAGUCCCACCACGAUAGUAACAGUGUAGGUGAAGGCUACGACACUAGCCACACCACCAUGACACUAGACCUUGACGAAGCCGAGGAGUCAUUUGAGAGAAUGGAUUCACCUUCUGUGUCUAGUUAUUUGAAGAACAACAUCAAUCAAAAUGACAACCUUGAUUCUUUUGCCAUCCAACAUAUUGAGGAUGUCGAACAACUUGAUCACGAUGCCGAAAAUGAAGAUCUGCUAAUCUAUUCCAACGAUGUGGCACCGCACGCGUUCGUAGUUUCAUCGAGAAGAUUGAUAGAUGGAAAUGAUGCUCGAUCGAAGACAAAGAAACCAACAAUCGAUAAAGAAUUCGAGCAAUAUUUUUCCAUGCUGAUGCUUUAACAAGGAGGAUCGCCGGCAACCUAUCACGUUUCUUUCUUGAAUAAAUAAACAUGUUAUUGUAAUCUUAAGGAGAGUGACACUGGCAUCGUGAUAUUGUAAGAGUAAUCUAUUGGAAAUUGAUGCAGCCCGUGUAAUUCCGGACGGGUAGUCACUUCCAAUUAGAGCCCGUGUAUGGGGCCGGAUCAUCGAGCCCCACCCGGACCCAUUUCUCUUAUCCACAUGGUCAUUGUCAUUUACAGUUUACAAAGGAUAACCGUUGAAGGUUCUUCCCCGGCAUCGACCUCAGACAUCUCCUAACAUCCUCACCAAGUGGGUUAUUCUAAGUGAUAGCUGACUAAUGACUUGACAAUGUAAGUGGGUUAUUCUAAAGGUGAUACUAACCUGGCCAAUGACUCUGACAAUGUCUGAAAUACGCUCCAUCUCCACGCGCACAGCUAAUCUAUAUGCGGUGCUGCACACGUGCGGUCGCCUAAAUGGAGCUUAGGGCAUAUGUGGCAGGCCAGGGCUAGAUCGCAAAAUUGAAACGCCAGCUUAUGCAUUUCAAUUCCGUCGUGCUGUUGACUGGCUAUUGGACGUCAGUCUCUGUGAUUGGAGGUCUGUUCCAUGUCCGGAGGUGAGAUCCAUCGCUUCCGGAUCUGGUGGAGGCGGCGGUUGGGCCCGGAGCGACGCGCCACAUUCAGCUGGCUCCUUGCCGCCGUCUUCGUCGUACUCUUCCUCGCCGCCGGUUCCCGGAUCGGCGACAAUGUUCUCAGCGGCCCGACGGCGACGUCGUCCUCGUCUGCACCCCUCGUCGAUCUCACCAUAGUUCACAGCGCCGGGGCGAAGGGAGCUUUAUGCUUGGAUGGGAGUCCGCCCGCGUAUCAUCUCUUGAGAGGUUUCGGCUCUGGGUCAGACAAAUGGCUCGUACACUUGGAGGGUGGAGGUUGGUGUCAGUCUUUGGAUUCUUGCUCUUUCAGGAAAUCCACACCACUAGGUUCAUCAUACUACAUGGAACGGCAGGUUCCCUUUAUGGGCAUUCUGAGUAACAUUCCAUCACAAAAUCCUGAUUUUUAUAACUGGAACAAAGUCAAAGUACGGUACUGUGAUGGUGCAUCAUUUUCUGGGUAUAGAGAAAAUGAGGUGCAGGAUGGAACAAAACUUUUCUUUAGAGGACAACGUAUAUGGGAAACAAUUAUGGACGAACUCUUACAGAAAGGACUUGCAAAUGCUAAACAGGCUCUCCUCACAGGAUGUUCUGCUGGUGGUCUUGCUACUUUUAUUCAUUGUGAUGAUUUUCAAGCCCUUCUUCCUAAUGUGGCUACUGUCAAAUGUUUUGCAGAUGGUGGUUUUUUUCUCAAUGAGAAGGAUAUAUCUGGGAGAAGGUCCAUUAAAUCAUUUUAUAGCAAUGUGGUCCAACUUCAGGAUGUAGGAAAUAGAUUUCCAGAAUGUGUCUCUAGGACGGAACCAUCUCAGUGUUUCUUUGCAGAGGAGAUUAUUAAGAAUGUGAAGACACCAUUUUUCAUCCUCAAUCCGACAUACGACUUCUGGCAGAUACAACACAUAUUGGUGCCAGCUGAAUCAGAUCCUGAGCAUGCAUGGCUAAGAUGCAAGCUGAACAUUGGACAUUGUGAUUCCAACCAGCUAAAAACACUGCAAGGAUUUAGGGAUGCCAUGCUCAGUUCCUUGAGUGAGUUUAAGCAGAAGAAGAAUGGAGGAAUGUUUAUUAAUUCCUGCUUUGUCCACUGUCAAUCUCUCUACAAUCAAACAUGGCAUUCACCAAAUUCACCACGUAUUAACAAUAAGACAAUCGCCGAGGCUGUGGGAGACUGGUUCUUCGAUCGAAAAGAAACGAAAGAAAUCGACUGCCCGUACCCUUGCAAUCCUACAUGUUACCAUAUGAAUCUUUCUCAACUUUCCAAGUCGUAGGUUUUGUUGCUAAUUGUUGAAUGCUUGUUAUUUCGGUGAAUCUCGAUUCACUGCCUUGGCGUGUUUGAUUUUCCCUCUUGUUUUUUGUCAGGAUAUGCUAAUAAAAUUACGAUAAUCAUCCAAGUUAUUGUCUC